AUGAGUUCGGUAGCGGUCCCGGGUCAAAAUGAUGCUGUGGUUCACAAUGUGGAGCAGCACAAGCUGGGGCAGUGGGAGCCGAUUAAGGAUGUGAAGGACCCAUACGUGCAAGAGCUUGGAAGAUUUGGAGUGAUGGAGGCAAACAAGCAAUCGGGAGGAAACCUGAUUUUCAAUCGUGUGGAUUUUGGUGAGAGGAAAGUGGUUGCUGGAAUAGAAUACAGGCUUAGGGUGGUCGUGGAGAAGCCUGGCGACAAUGGCAUUUAUUUCUAUAUGAUUUUGGUGUUGGAUAACAAGUUGGAGUCCACUUGGAAAUUCUUGUCAAUUGAGCCUUUCUUGAAGUGA
This is a messenger RNA of Momordica charantia (bitter melon), 342 nucleotides long. Its product is annotated as putative cysteine proteinase inhibitor 7. Gene Ontology annotation, molecular function: cysteine-type endopeptidase inhibitor activity. NCBI's taxonomy places the organism in Eukaryota, Viridiplantae, Streptophyta, Magnoliopsida, Cucurbitales, Cucurbitaceae. The record is from RefSeq and is a predicted model, not a curated record.